AGGUUUGGAUCUUACAGCGAUGGCUUUCUACAAAGUGAUGUGUUUGGCUGCUGGGCUGAUGCUCCUGACCCAAGAGUCUGAGUCACAGCUGAAUGUUUGUGGUCAACCAAAGCUCAACACCAGGAUUGUAGGAGGACAGGUGGCCCGCGAUGGCAGCUGGCCCUGGCAGGUCAGUCUGCAAAGAUCUGGGUCCCACUUCUGUGGAGGAUCCCUCAUUAACAGUCAGUGGGUGCUGACUGCUGCUCACUGCUUUGCAACCACCAACCCAAGAGGACUGACUGUGAUUCUGGGCCGUCGGAGUCUACAAGGAUCUAAUCUCAAUGCAGCGUCUCGAACUGUAAAACAGAUCAUCAACCAUCCAAACUACAACUCUAAUACCAACAACAACGACAUCUGCCUCCUGCAGCUCUCCUCACCGGUGACUUUCAACAACUACAUUUCUCCCGUCUGCCUGGCAGCUUCAAACAGCAUCUUCUACAGCGGUGUUAACAGCUGGGUCACCGGCUGGGGAAGUACUAGAGAAGGAGGUGGGUCAUAA
This is a messenger RNA of Neolamprologus brichardi, 538 nucleotides long. NCBI's taxonomy places the organism in Eukaryota, Metazoa, Chordata, Actinopteri, Cichliformes, Cichlidae. The record is from RefSeq and is a predicted model, not a curated record.